Molecule: messenger RNA, 174 nt
Organism: Hydatigera taeniaeformis
Lineage: Eukaryota; Metazoa; Platyhelminthes; Cestoda; Cyclophyllidea; Taeniidae
Source: the annotation of a GenBank genome assembly
AUGACAGACAUGCCAGCUGUGCGUGUGUUUGCUCUCUACGCCGGUGUAGCCAUAGUCAUCAACUUUCUCCUGCAAAUCUUUGCCUUCACGGCCCUCCUUACGCUCGACGCAAAGCGUGUGGAGGUGAGUUUCAUCUCCCUUUUGCUUCACAUUUCCCCUACUAUUACUACUUAG